This is a messenger RNA of Episyrphus balteatus (marmalade hoverfly), 6041 nucleotides long. RefSeq names its product CD109 antigen-like. The transcript is spliced from 8 exons. The coding region runs from base 219 to 5177 and encodes 1652 amino acids. The record is from RefSeq and is a predicted model, not a curated record. Gene Ontology annotation, molecular function: endopeptidase inhibitor activity. Gene Ontology annotation, cellular component: extracellular region. Lineage: Eukaryota; Metazoa; Arthropoda; Insecta; Diptera; Syrphidae.
UGUUUACUUUGCACCCUUAACUCGAGGACGACACAUACCGGCAAAUAACAAACAAAUUUACUUUUUAUUCUAUUUUAUUUCUAAUAAUUUAUUAUAUUUUGUUUAAUUAAAAUUCAAAUAAUGCAUUCCAAAAUUAUUGUUUAAAUUUAUUCAAUUGUGAAUUCUAUGCAAUUCCUCAUAAAAAACAACAAAACAAAUCCAAGGAAACUCCUUUCAAAAUGAUGAGCAAUAUCGGAUUACUUGUUAUUGCCUUUACACAUUUGAUCACAAUCAAUGCGGAAGAAGCAAAAUUUAUAGAACCAAUCACUGAAAACUUCUCCUCCGAUGAUAGCUAUCCCGAAUCAAGCAUCCUCGAAUACAGCAUUGAAAGUGCUACGAAACUUACGAACGACCAACAUCACCAAGACCGAAUUGGUAAGACACUUUACAAGACCGACAGUCGCAACGACAUUGAAAAAUCCAACAAAAUCGAUCUGAGUGAUGUCCAAGGAACAAAAUCACAAUACCACCAUCAACCGAUUGCAAAAUUCCGAGAUAGUAUUUUCUCGAAACAAGCUACCCACUUUAUAGUAGCUUCGAAACUGGUACGUCCUGGAAUCAUCUACAAGGUUUCAGUUAGUAUUUUGGAAGCAAAGCAUCCGAUAACAGUUCAUGCCAGCAUUUCCCAUAAUGGUGUAGAGAUUUCUGGUGAUACCAAGGAAGUCAAAAAAGGAAUUCCCGAAAAUCUGUUAAUGAGGAUUCCCACAAGUAGUACAGAUGGCGACUACAAAUUGAGGGUCAAGGGCUUCUAUGCGAAUAUUCAUCCAUCAGAGAAUUUGGCAUUUCUCAAUGAAACUAAUUUGAGUUUCUCACAGAGAUCUUUGACGAUAUUUGUAGAAAUGGAUAAGCCAUUCUAUAGGCAGGGUGAUUCAGUACGAUUUCGAACGAUUCCCAUUAGCACUGAACUAAAGGGAUAUGACAAAGCAAUUGAUGUGUUUAUGUUAGAUCCGCAGAAGCGUGUUCUUCGAAGAUGGUUAUCAAGGCUAUCUUACCUUGGAAGUGUGAGUUUGGAAUACAAAUUAUCCGAUCAACCGGUAUUUGGAGAAUGGACAGUUCGCGUUGUAGCUCAGGGACAAGUAGAAGAGUCCCCAUUCUUUGUAGAGGAAUACUAUCAAACACGAUUUGAAGUCAAUGUUACAAUGCCAGAGAGUUUUCUUAUUUCCAAACAAUUUAUAGCUGGAAAAGUGAUGGCAAAUUUCACAAGUGGUGCUCCAGUGAAGGGAAAUUUAACCCUUCGAGCAAUAUUAGCUCCAAUUGGAUCAAUUGAUUACCGAGCUCUAAAUGAACAGUAUCGUGUUGGUAGAACUUCAAAAAGUAUUCUUAAUGCGUCAUUGGAAGAUGUUAAGGAACAUACAUUCACAUUCGAUGAAAAAUGGCCAUUUUGGUUGAGUAAACCUGAUUCGGGUGAAAAUCUUUUGCCAUAUCUAAGAUAUUUCAAUGGAACUUAUGAUUUUCAGUUGCCUUUAACUCAAUUACAAGAAAUGACGAAAAAUCUAGAUGGAAUGGAACUUCUUAUUAUAGCAACAGUUGGAGAGAGAUUUUAUAAUGAAAUAAUAUCUGGUUACUCUUUGACUAGACUUUAUAGUCCAACUUUGAAGGCGGCUUUUUUGGGUGGACAAGUUCAAGUUUUUAAACCUUGUAUAGCAUUUACUGCACAUAUUGUUGUCGAGAAUCAAGAUGAAUCGCCAUUAGGGAAAGAAUUUCUGGAUAAUACCGAAAUGAUUGUCACUGGAAGUAUUCAGAGUAAAAGUGGUGCUCAGGAAUAUCCAUUGCAAAAGUUGCAAAUGUCUAAAACUGUCGGUAUAUGGGAUUUAAAAAUUGAUCUUCUUACUGAUAUGGAUUUGGAGAAAGAAUUUUUAUCAGGUGUUCUAACAAUGAAAUUGGAAGCUAGUUAUCGUGAUGUUAAAGCGGAAUUACUUCUCAUUACACAUCAUUCGCCAAGGAAUCAAUUUAUUGGUGUGACAACGAGUACUGAGGAUCCAGAAGUUGGAGAAUACAUUAUAUUUCAUAUUCGAACGAAUUUCUUUGUUAGAUCUUUUAAUUAUUUGAUUGUGUCGAAAGGAGUUGUGAUAUUGAGCGAUGAGGAAACAAUGGAAGAGGGAAGUCAUACGAUGGCGGUAACGCUGUGUGCAGAGAUGGCACCAGUUGCAACAAUUAUCGUGUGGAAGGUUACCCAACAAGGCCAAGUUGUUGCUGAUUCCUUAAGUUUCCCAGUUAAUGGCCUGUCCAGAAAUAACUUUAACUUACACAUCAACAAUCGAAAAUCUCGUACCGGUGAACGUGUCGAAGUUGCUGUUUAUGGAGAACCAGGUUCAUUUGUUGGUCUCUCUGCCAUAGACAAUACACUAAAAGGUGAUUUGAAUAAAAUGCAAAUUCUGGAAAAAAUGACAACAUUUGAUGGCCGAGGUAGUGGAAUCCAUAGUCACACCUUCUUCGGACUCCAAGAUAAAUUGGUUUCAUACUCAGCGACAUCGUUUGGCAUAGAUCCCAAUAGAACUUUUGAAUUGUGUGAUUUGCUAAUAUUUACUGAUGCUGAAGUCCCUAGAAAAUGGGAACCGGCAUGGUCAUUUUAUGAUAGCGAUGUGAAAGACCAAGAGCAAAAUAAAUCAGAGCUGAUGUCAUAUCGUAAAUAUCGUUUUAAUCGAGUACAAAGACAUUAUGAUAAUGUUUGGUUGUGGAAAGAUGUCAACAUUGGGCCUCAUGGUCGAUUCAUAUUCACUGUUAGUGUUCCAGAUGGACCAGCAUACUGGAUGGUAACGGCAUUUAGUGUUAGUCCUUCAAGAGGAUUUGGAAUAGUCGAUAAGCCAGUUCAGUAUAUUGGUGAACAACCAUUCUAUAUUAAUGUCGAAAUGCCAUUGGAGUCUAGACAGGGAGAACAAGUGGGUAUUCGAGUGACUGUCUUCAACUACAGAUGCAGUGCAAUAGAAGCUACUGUGGUUCUACAUGCCUCUCAUGAAUAUAAAUUCGUUCAUGUGGAGGAAGAUGGCGUUGUGGCAGCCUAUAACCCAAGGACUUCAUUCGGUGAACAACAAUUCUUUGUGUAUCUUGAGGCUCAGAGCUCAAGCAUUGUCUAUGUUCCAAUUGUGCCGACGAGAUUAGGAGAAAUCGACGUAACAAUUCAUGCUGCAACUCUUCUCGGAACAGAUCAAGUUACACGACGUCUAAAAGUCGAACCAGAUGGUCUGCCUCAAUAUCGACAUCAGUCGAUUCUACUCGAUCUUAGCAAUCGGGCUUAUCUAUUCCAGUACAUGCACUUGAACAUCACAGAAACACCCAUAAUCCCUUAUCAAGUGGACCGGUAUUUUGUCUAUGGAUCUAAUUCAGCUAAGAUCUCGGUUGUUGGUGAUGUUGUUGGACCGAUAUUUCCAACAAUGCCAGUUAAUGCCACAUCUCUGCUGAAUCUACCCAUGGAAUGUGCCGAGCAAAAUGCAUUUAGCUUCGCAGUAAAUCUAUAUACCGUCAUGUAUAUGAGAUUGAUUAAUCAGCGAAACAAAACAAUCGAGAAAAAUGCCUUCCAUCAUCUCAAUAUUGCAUAUCAGAGACAACUCAGUUUCAUGCGUGAUGACGGUUCUUUUUCACUCUUCCGUUCUGAUUGGAAUAAUUCGGAAUCAUCAGUUUGGUUGACUGCCUAUUGUGUGAGAACUUUCCAGGAGGCAGCAUUUUACGAAUGGGAAAAUUACAUCUACAUCGAUCCGACUGUAAUUGAGAAUGGAAUUGUAUGGCUUUUGCAGCAUCAAGGACCUGAAGGUGGAUUUUUUGAGGUCACAUGGUUGCCAGAUCGGAAAAUGAAUCAUUCGAAUAUUGCAAAUCGCAAUAUAUCUUUAACUGCUCAUGUUUUGAUUACACUGGCUACUGUUAAGGAUCUUUCAGGAAGUUUAGGAGCAAGAGUAGUCCUUGCUCAGCAAAGAGCACUCUAUUGGAUCGAGAGGAAUAUGCAACUUCUAGAAAAGACUCCAGAGGCAUAUGAUGUGGCAAUAACAGCGUAUGCUCUACAAUUGUGCAAAGCACCAAUAGCAGAACAUGCAUUUGCAAUAUUGCGAAAACACGCCAAGACUAUUGGCGAGUAUAUUUAUUGGGGAAGGGAUAAUUUAUCAUCGCCGCCAAGUAAAAUAGAAAAUCAGAAAUAUUUCUCACUGCCCCGACUGCCGUAUGAAUUUGAUUCGAUGAAUAUCGAAACUACGGCGUAUGCAUUGUUGGUUUAUGUCCAGAGGAGAGAAUUUAUGGUGGAUCCAAUUGUGAAAUGGUUAAAUGCACAAAGGUUGACGGAUGGUGGUUGGGCUUCUACACAGGACACUGGAGCUGCUUUGAAAGCCCUUAUCGAAUAUACAGUUUACACUCGUAUUCGAGAUGUUUCAGCUUUGUCCAUAUCAUUGGAGGCGACUUCACUACAAGAUCAAACAAAGUCAUUAUUCAUAGAUGAUAGUAAUUUGGCUCAAUUGCAAAGUGUUGAUAUUCCAAAUGCAUGGGGAACAGUUAAAGUUCAAGCCAAAGGAACCGGAUAUGCAAUUUUACAACUGCACGUUCAAUAUAAUGUUGACAAUCCAAAAUUCCAAACAAAACCACCAGUGCCAGCUUUUAGUUUGCAAACAAAUGCUCUGUUCCAGGGAAGAAAUCAUUCACACAUUUCUUAUGAAUGUUGUCAGAGUUGGACCCACCUUAACGAAUCUGAAAGAUCUGGAAUGGCAAUUCUCGAUGUAACAAUUCCAACAGGAUAUUAUAUUCAACAACAAAAACUCGAUUCAUAUGUCCUUGGUAAAAGUGUUCGAAAUUUACGUCGUGCUAAAUUUAUGGAGAAAAAAAUCGUUUUCUACUUUGAUUAUCUUGAUAAUACGGAUAUUUGCCUUAAUUUCACCGUUGAACGGUGGUUCCCAGUUGCCAAUAUGUCAAGAUAUCUACCAAUUCGAGUUUAUGAUUACUAUGCACCAGAACGAUUUAACGAAACUAUAUUUGAUGCACUGCCAACAUAUCUCCUAAACAUCUGUGAAGUGUGUGGAAGUUCUCAGUGUCCUUAUUGCAUAAUUUACAGCAAGUCAUCAAAAUCAACAAUCUCUCUAGCAAUGAUGACGAUAAGUAUCUCAUUAGUUUAUUUUGUAGCUCAAAGUUACAAAAUCAAUUUAAAUUAUUUAUUUUUCAUUUAGUCAUAUAAUAUUGUUACCAAAGAUUUAAGUAUGUAUAUUUUUAUGUUGUAUGCUCGUAAACCGUUCGGUCUUGUCUGCAUUUACUCAGUCUGUUAAUGAAGAAAAAAAACUUUAAUCCUUUGUUUUUGUUAAACUGAAUGCUCAAUGCUCCGUUCAAUACAAAAAAAAAAAAUACAAACAAAUUUAAGAAUACUCAAAGUAUAAACUAGUCAAAUGCUAAAGCAAACAAAAAAAAAAUCACAAAUUUUCUUAACAAUUUACCAAGUACUUAAAAUUUAAACGAACUGAUUUUUAUUUUUAAAUUUAUUUUUAUCGUAUUUAUUAUUAACUUUUAUUUGUAAAAGAAAAUGAAAUCAUAUCAAAAUUAUUAACUAAUCAUCAUAUUUAUAUCAUUAAAAAUUAUUAUCAUUAGAAAGUCAUAAUAUUUUCGAAAACAAAGCAUUUUUUGUAUACAAAUAAAUCCAAAGAAUAUUUAUAAAAUAAAUUAAAUAUAAAAAUGAAAAAUGUAUAACAAAAAACAGUUUAUAAAAUUAAAUUUCUUGCCUUAGAAUUAAAACAAAAAAGUCUGUAUCUUUAAGAAAAAGAUUUUUAUACUUAUUCAAUUUUAAUGAAAUAAAAGUGCAUAGAGAAUACGGAUACUAUAUAUAUAUAUAACAAAAAAAAAUUGUUGCCUUAAAUGUAUGUAUGUACAAUAAAGGUAUAAUUGGUUUUGAAAAAAUAUACGAAAUGAAUUUUUUAAAUCUUUUUCUACUUGUUGUUACCAUCCUUCUUAGUCUAUGCACUUUUUUAAAAGAACAAUUUGUAAUAAUUGAAGUACCUUUAGAACCGAAAAAAAUCAAUUCAUAAAAUAUAAUCCGUCCUUUU